UUAUAGUGUCCAUUUCAUAUGAACCGUGAUAUCUGUGAAGAAGUAACAGUUAUUUUUGUGUUUGAAUCACAAAGCAAUUGUUGUUUGUUUGCAUUAGAAGAAAGUCAUGAAGCUAGAAUCAGAGAUACGAUUUCAUGUUGGUGACAAAGAACAUGCAGUUAAAACUAGUGAUGUAGCUUCAGAUAUGACCCUAAAUACUUAUUUAAGAGACAGGAUGCAUCUAACAGGCACUAAAAAAAUGUGCCUAGAGGGUGGUUGUGGCACAUGUAUAGUUGCAGCAGAAAUGCUUGAUAAUAAUGGAAUGAAAAGAACCUUAUCAAUUAAUUCUUGUCUAGUUUCGAUAUUCUCUUGUCACGGUUGGAAAAUACUGAGUAACGAAGGAAUAGGUGGCCCAUUAACCGGAUAUCACAAAAUUCAAAGAGCUUUAGCAGAUAACAACGGAUCUCAGUGUGGCUUUUGUUCAUCUGGUAUGGUAAUGAACAUGUAUGCUCUGAACCAAUCAGGAAAGCAAACCAAAGAACAAAUUGAAAAAGCCUUUGGUGGAAACUUGUGCAGAUGUACAGGGUAUCGUCCCAUUUUGACGGCCUUCAAAACUUUUGCUUCUGAUGCAGACAAAAAAAUUGAGCUAGAUGACUUGGAAGAUAUUAAACCAUGUAGAAAAUCAAACUGUGCUAAUGACUGUGCAAGACCAUGUUCUCAAAGACCGGUAUAUUUUGAAGCAGGUGAAUCCAAAUGGAUGAAGGUCUACCAUCUUCAGGAUUUGCUAAACGUCUUAAAAACUGUGGGCAAUAAAACGUAUCAGCUAGUCGCUGGAAAUACUGCAAGAGGUGUCUACUGGCCAACAUCUCAGCCUGAUGUUUACAUCGAUAUAAACAACGUUGCUGAAUUAACAACUUUUACAGCAACUGCUGAUAGUGUGACAUUAGGGGGAACAUGUUCUCUGUCAUACAUUAUGGAGAAAUUCUACGAAACUGGUAAAGCCCAAACUCAGUUUUCUUAUCUGACCAAAAUGGCUGACCAUCUGGACUUGGUGGCUCAUGUACCAGUUAGAAAUAUAGGGACUAUAGCAGGAAAUCUAAUGAUUAAACACCAACAUCAAGAAUUUCCCUCAGAUGUAUUUCUCAUUCUGGAAACAGUGAAUGCUACGCUUGUUAUAGUUGAUUUGGAAAACAAUAUUGAGAUGGUAUCUCCACAAGAUUUCCUCAAAGUCAAUAUGAACAAGAAAGUGAUUAAACAAAUAGUUUUGGAUGCUUUUGACUCGACUUAUUCAUACACAAGUUACAAGAUUAUGCCAAGAGCUCAAAAUGCUCACGCUAUGGUCAAUGCAGGAUUCUUGUUCAAACUUGACACAGCGAACAAAGUUCAAUCAGCAAGAAUAAUCUACGGUGGAAUCAACCCCAGUUUUAUACACGCCAAAAACGCCGAAAUGGUGCUAAAAAGCAAGAAUCUUUUCGAUAAUAGUACUAUACAAGCUGUACUAAAAGCUCUGGACCUGGAACUUGUACCGGAUUGGGUUUUGCCAGAUCCCAGACCAGAAUUCAGAAAGAAACUCGCCAAAAAUCUGUUUUACAAGUGCGUAUUAGCUCUAGCCAAGGAUAUAGCCCGUCCAAAGUACCGAAGCGGCGGUUCCUUGUUGUUUAGGCCAGUUUCAAACGGUACCCAACAAAUCUAUAGUGAAAAGGACAAAUUUCCUCUGACUCAACCGAUAAUCAAGCUUGAAGCACUAGCUCAGACUUCUGGUCAAGCAAAAUACAUCCUGGACAUUCCCAACCUUCCAAAUCAGUUACAUGGUAUCUUAAUACAAGCCAGAGCCGUCGCAGGAUCAACUUUGACAGGUGUCGAUGCUAGUGCAGCCCUAGCACGUCCAGAUGUCGUUGGAUUCUUCUCUGCCAACGAUAUUCCUGGUGUCAACAAUAUCGCAGUCGCUAGUCUGUCUAUGUCAGUAGUGGAAGAACUAUUCUGCAAUGGAAAGGUAAAAUAUUACUCUCAACCUGUUGGUAUACUGGUUGCUUCAACCCAUGAUGCCGCAGUAGCUGCGGCACCCUUUGUAAAGGUUUCUACGUCACCGUCCAAUACCAAACCAUUACUAAAUGUCCGCGAUGUCUUGAAUCAGGGAAAAAUGGACAGGGUAACCCAUCAAACAUCUUUUAUUCGUAAAAAUAAAGGAAACGAUAUAAAAACAGUUAUCAAAGGAGAAACAUACAUUGAAGGUCAGUACCACUUUCAUAUGGAGACACAAAACUGUCUGGUGGUACCUACAGAAGAUGGUUUGAAUAUAUUCCCAGGAACUCAAUGGAUGGAUCAUCUCCAAGGUGCUGUGUCGCAAAUUCUUAACGUACCAUCGCAAAGAAUAAACAUGUUUGUGAGACGCCUUGGUGGGGGAUUUGGCUCAAAACUAAGUCGUAACGCUUUUAUAACCGGAGCAGCAGCCCUGGCAGCUCAAAAACUGAACAGACCAGUGAGCAUAUGGAUGCAGUUUCAUGAAAAUAUGGAUAUUAUUGGCAAAAGAUUCCCUUGCUUAUGUAGAUACGAGGUUGGCGUUAACGCUUCAGGAAAAAUCCAGUAUUUAGACGUCAAUCUUUACAGUGAUUUUGGAGUAGGAGGUAACGAGUCUGUCGAUAGCAAUAUCAUUGCCCAAUUUCAGAAUUGCUACUUAGUUGACACGUGGAAAUUUGACACUUACACUGUUACAACGGACAAUUCGGCUUUCUGUUAUGCCAGAGCACCAGGAAGCUUAGAAGGAUUGGCAUGCAUAGAAACCAUCAUGGACCAUAUUGCCCUAACAUUGAACUUAGAUCCAUUAGAUGUCCGAAAACAGAACUUAGACAGAACAAAUAAUCCAAUAAUGGUGGAAAUUUUGACAGAAAUGGAGACAACGGAUGAUAUUGCUAAUAGGAAGAAAGCCAUUGCCGCUUAUAAUGAAGCUAAUAGGUGGAAGAAAAAAGCAUUGAGUGUCGUACCAAUGAAAUAUAUCCUGGAAGUACUGGGAACUUUUACAACGCUAGUUUCUAUCUAUCAUUUGGAUGGUGGUGUAGCAGUGUCCCACGGUGGUAUAGAGAUGGGACAAGGAAUUAACACAAAGGUAGUCCAAGUGUGCGCUUACAAGUUUAACAUCCCCAUAGAGAAAGUUUCUGUUAAACCAAGUUACAACGUUGCCGCUCCUAACUCUUUUAUGUCUGGUGGUAGUUUAACUUCGGAAGCUGUGGUUUAUGCUCUAUUGAGAGCAUGUGAUGUGUUGUUGGAUAGAAUCAAACCAAUAAGAGAUAAAAACCCUACGGCAACAUGGGAACAACUGAUACAACUUUGUUAUACAGCCAAUGUGAAUCUCAGCUCAAAUGGAUUUUUUUCACCGGCAGAACCAAACAUCCAAGAAUACCCAAUCUACGGAUGCUGCGCUUUGGAACUGGAAGUCGACAUACUCACGGGCAAACAGGAAAUCAGCAGAGUGGACAUCAUAGAAGACGUAGGUCGCAGUAUGAGCCCUCUGAUAGACAUCGGACAGCUUGAAGGUGCCUUCGUCAUGGGCUUGGGGUACUAUUCAACUGAAGAACUAGUUUUCGACCAAAACACCGGAAGACUAACCAACAACCGGACGUGGAAUUAUAAAGUGAUGGGUGCUAGGGAUAUUCCUGCAGAUUUUAGGGUGAAAUUUACUAAUAACACGUACAAUCCUGUGGGUGUGUUGAAGUCAAAGGCUAUAGCUGAGCCUCCGACGUGUUUGACUAUAUCGCUGCCUCUAGCUAUUAGGUCAGCUUUGGCUGGAGCCAUGUGUUAUAACUGUUUUGAAGCGUAA
Molecule: messenger RNA, 3793 nt
Organism: Sitophilus oryzae (rice weevil)
Lineage: Eukaryota; Metazoa; Arthropoda; Insecta; Coleoptera; Curculionidae
Product: xanthine dehydrogenase-like
Exons: 21
Coding region: 107-3793 (1228 amino acids)
Molecular function (GO): oxidoreductase activity; FAD binding; 2 iron, 2 sulfur cluster binding
Source: RefSeq, a predicted model, not a curated record